Molecule: messenger RNA, 2499 nt
Organism: Pangasianodon hypophthalmus (striped catfish)
Lineage: Eukaryota; Metazoa; Chordata; Actinopteri; Siluriformes; Pangasiidae
Product: extracellular calcium-sensing receptor-like
Biological process (GO): G protein-coupled receptor signaling pathway
Cellular component (GO): membrane
Molecular function (GO): G protein-coupled receptor activity
Source: RefSeq, a predicted model, not a curated record
AUGGAGCCAGUCUUUCCUCUAUUGCAAGUGGUAAUGGCCAUUCUUAAUUUUUCAAGAGCUAAUGCAACUAUUUGUCACCUACAAGGACGACCAGUAUAUCCACAGCUGUGGAAUGAUGGUGAUAUCAUAGUUGGAGGUAUUUUCCCUUUACACAGUCAUUGGGAGUUCACAGAUCUGUCCUAUUCGGUCGUUCCUCCUCCACUGAAGUGCAUAAGUCUUGAUUUCACAGCCUUGGAGUCUUCACUGACCCUGAUCUUUGCAGUAGAGGAGAUCAACAACAGUUCAUCGUUACUGCCUGGAAUCACAUUGGGAUACAAGGUAUAUGACACAUGUAGUUCUACAUUAAUGGGGGUUAAAAUGGCUAUGGCACUUGUGAAUGGACAUGAGAACUCAAUCUCGGAUGAGCCCUGUACAAAGCCAGCACAGGCGCAAGCCAUAAUAGGCGAGGCAUACUCAUCAGUGUCUAUGGCUGUAGCAAAGAGUAUAGGACCUUUCAGUGUUCCACUAAUCAGUUGCUUUUCCACCUGUGAGUGUCUCAGUGACAAGAGGAAAUACCCCUCAUUUCUGCGCACUAUCCCUAGUGACUACUUCCAGAGUAGAGCCCUGGCAGAAAUGGUCAAUCACUUUGGCUGGACCUGGGUGGGAGCAAUAAGAAGAGAUGAUGACUAUGGUAACAGUGGGAUGGCUGCAUUUACUGAAGUUGCAGAGAAAUUGGGCAUAUGCUUAGAAUAUUCCCUUCCAUUUUCUAAAACCUACUCAGAAGAAAGAGUGCUGAGAAUUGUUGAGCAGGUCAAAAAUGCCACAUCUCGAGUGAUUGUGGGAUUUCUUGGCACUCGGGAGCUAGAGAUCUUGCUCCAUGUUUUUUUUGAGCACGACAUCACUGGAUUCCAGUGGGUAGGAACUGAGGGUUGGAUCUCAGAUUCAGAAUUGGCCACACUAGAUAAGAACAAUAUACUACAAGGAGCCAUUGGGCUAGCCAUUCCCAAAACAAAGGUUACAGGUCUAAAAAACUUCUUUCUAGAUAUAAGACCACUGAAAUCUGAAGGCAGUGUCAUUUUUAAAGAAUUCUGGGAGGCUCUCUUUAAGUGUAAAUAUACCUUGCAGAAUAAUUCAGAGGACCUAUCAGUGUGCACAGGAGAAGAGAAAUUGUCUGAGGUGGAAAAUAUCUUCAGUGACAUUUCCUUAAUGCCCAUUUUCAGUAAUGUAUAUAAAGGAGUAUAUGCCAUUGCCCAUACCCUACACAACCUUCUUGGGUGUAAACAAACAUGUCCUACAAAGAAUCAGCCCGAUCCUCUCACGUUUCUACAACACCUUAAAAGGGUGCAUUUUAAAAGCAAAGAAGGUGAGGUAGUUUAUUUUGAUGAAAAUGGUGACCCUCCUGCAAAAUCUGAAAUAAUAAACUGGCAAGUAAAUACAGAAUAUCAACAUGAAUUUGUGACUGUUGGACUUUAUGACUCCUCUGUCUCCUUUAAUGAGCGUCUAAUGAUAAAUAUGACAUAUAUUGUAUGGGCACAGAAUGACACUCAGGUGCCAAAAUCUGUCUGCAGUGACAGUUGUCCUCCUGGCACAAGGAAGGCUGUACAAAAAGGAAAGCCUAUCUGUUGCUUUGACUGCAUACCAUGUGCUGAAGGAGAGAUCAGUAACAUGACAGAUUCUAUUAAAUGUGAACAAUGCCGGCAAGAUUACUGGUCAAAUCCGCAGAGAGAUGAAUGUGUAAAGAAAGAAAUUGAAUAUCUCUCAUAUGAGGAAACUAUGGGAAUUUUGCUAACAGCUGCUUCUAUCAUUGGUGCAUUGAUGACAAUGGUAAUAACAAUAAUAUUAUUUAAAUACAGAAAUACCCCAAUUGUGAAAGCCAACAACUCUGAACUGAGCUUCCUGCUGCUCUUCUCGCUGGCUUUGUGUUUUCUUUGUUCACUUACAUUCAUUGGUCAGCCUUCUGAUUGGAACUGUAUGCUACGCCACAGCAUCACCUUUGUCCUCUGCAUCUCCUGUGUUCUGGGAAAAACAGUAGAGGUGUUAAUGGCCUUCAGGGCUACACUUCCAGGCAGUAAUGUCAUGAAAUGGUUUGGGCCUCCACAGCAAAGACUCAGUGUUCUUGCGUUCACUCUCAUACAGGUGCUCAUUUGUGUGCUUUGGUUGACAAUAUCCCCUCCUUUCCCCUUCAAAAAUCUAAAGCGCUCUAAGGAAAAGAUCAUUCUAGAAUGCCAUUUGGGAUCAGCUAUAGGUUUCUGGGCUGUGCUAGGUUAUAUAGGACUUUUAGCACUGUUAUGUUUUAUUUUGGCUUUUCUGGCUCGGAAGUUGCCUGACAACUUUAAUGAAGCAAAAUUCAUCACAUUCAGUAUGCUCAUAUUCUGUGCAGUUUGGGUAACCUUUAUUCCUGCUUAUGUCAGCUCUCCUGGAAAGUUCACUGUAGAAAUAUGUGAAAAUGUGAACCAGCUCCCUAGGCAUGCUAAAACACACAGGCAGAUAAUUCUAAAUGGAAUAAAGGGAGGCCAUUGA